Messenger RNA from Orussus abietinus, 3073 nucleotides. It is a transcript of the gene Moca-cyp, whose product is annotated as peptidyl-prolyl cis-trans isomerase cyp11. NCBI's taxonomy places the organism in Eukaryota, Metazoa, Arthropoda, Insecta, Hymenoptera, Orussidae. The record is from RefSeq and is a predicted model, not a curated record. Gene Ontology annotation, cellular component: intracellular membrane-bounded organelle. Gene Ontology annotation, biological process: protein peptidyl-prolyl isomerization. Gene Ontology annotation, molecular function: peptidyl-prolyl cis-trans isomerase activity. Bases 335 to 2002 code for a protein of 555 amino acids. The transcript has 10 exons.
CUCUGCGCUGUAAGCAUUAAUAAAAUAUCGGUUUCAAUGACAUAACCUCUCAAGAGAAGUUCGAAGGUGUUCAACGCUAAACAUUGAUUUCGCGGAUUUGGAGAAGUUACAUUAUUCAAGCUGCAUAAGAUAUACUUCGUGAGAAUGUAGAAUUUGUCACUCUGCACUGAAUAUACGAACGAAGUUUUAAGAUCUCUCACUUCACUUAUUAAAUGUUGAUUGUAUAGACGUAAUACCAUUGAUAGAUCGUAGAGAGAAUCCCGAGCAAGAAGAUUUAGUUAUUUGAGUACAUCUACUCAUUCUAUCCAUCUAGGGGGGCCGGAGAAGCAUCAACAUGGCGAAGGUCAACACACGUGUUUUCUUCGAUGUAGAAGUUGGUGGGCUUCCAAUGGGUCGUAUAGUUUUUGAACUUUAUUCAGACAUUUGUCCAAUAACAUCUGAAAAUUUUCGUGCUCUUUGUACGGGAGAAAAAGGUUUAGGAAAAACAACGGAAAAACCUUUGCAUUAUAAAGGCAUUGUUUUUCAUAGAGUCGUUAAAGAUUUUAUGAUACAAGGUGGAGACUUUUCAGUAGGAAAUGGUACAGGUGGGGAGUCUAUCUAUGGCGGCACAUUUCCAGAUGAAAACUUUAUUAUCAAGCACAGUAAACCAUUUUUGUUAUCAAUGGCAAAUCGUGGUAAAGAUACAAAUGGUUCACAAUUUUUUAUUACAACGCAACCAGCGCCUCACCUCGACAAUGUGCAUGUGGUUUUCGGCGAAGUCGUCUCUGGUCAAGAGAUCGUAUCACACAUCGAAGGACUUCCUGUCGACCGUAUGUCCCGUCCGCUUCAAGAUGCUAAGGUCGUAAACUGUGGAGAACUUGUAUUAAAACUGAAGAAUAAACCUAAAAAACGAGAAGUAAAGAGUAGUUCAUCAGCAUCAGACUCGGACUCAUAUGAAGGGAAAUCCAAGAAGCGGAAGAAAAACAAGAAAAAUAAAAAAAGGGCGAAGUCUGAAGAAGGCGAGGUUCCUGAUACGGAGGAUGAGAGUCAAAAGAUUCACCCACUUGUAUCGGUCACAAAAAUCGAUCCAGACGAAAUACCUGAAGUACCAGCAAAUAAAUUCCUGUAUCGAGCAGGGCCUACUAAUAACGCUAAUCAGAAAGAAUUUCGGCAGCAUUAUGGAAGAGACCGGUUACGUAGUCAUAGAAAAACAGGCAGAAUUUUCAAAGGAAGGGGCAUUUUUAGAUACCAUACCCCUUCGCGAAGCCGUUCUCGAAGUGUAACACCUCCACACUGGAAGCAAGCUCAGAAUCGCACAAUAAAGUUGCAUGAAUUUCAGAAACUCGAGAAGGAGCGAUUAAAAAAAGAAGAAGAUGCCAAACAGCGGGAAACUGAUAGAAAAAAGAAGUUUAUAGAGCACGAUGGCGAAGAGGAGGCUGAAAAAUCAGUCAACGACGACGCUAAGAAACCAGACGGUUCGGAGUGUAAAGAAAACAAUAAAGUAAACACGAAGGAAUUUCCGGAGCAGAAUUCUCAGAAUGAAGACAAUAAAAAUGCUAAUGCGAAAAAUGAUACCAUUUUAUCGGAUAAAACGGAGUCGAAGCGACGAGAUGAAAAAACAAUGAGGCGUGAUCGUAGUCGAUCUCGCAUUGACAAAGGACCUAGACGAAGUCCCAAAGAUAGACGCAGCUUCAGAAGGAGUGGCCGUUCUAGGUCCAGAGAAAGACGGAGAUCUAAAGAAAGGAAUUAUGAUCGCAAAAACAGAAGGACUUACUCUCCGCGUAGAGACUCUAAUAGAUUUCGUAGAUCUAGCAGAGACAGAUACAGACGUCGUGACAAGCGCAGCGAGGAGAAAAAAGUUAGCGGUACUGAAAAUAAAAAAGGCGACACAAAUUCAGCGCUUAAUAACAAAACAAAAGACAUUGACGCUUCGUCAAACUCUGCGUUGAAUCCAGUCGCACAGCCGAAAUUCAAGCGUCGAUCGCGCACUUCUAGUUCUAGCAGUCAGCAUUCUAAAGAGUAGAAUGCAAAAUAUGCACAUUUGACCCAUUGAUAAGGUUUAAAUGUCCCAGAAGUGAAAUUAAUCUAUUCCCACUUGCAUUUCUUCACUGAUUCUAUACACAUAUUAGAACGCGCCAGAAAGUUGCAUUUUCUCUUCGACCACUCGCCAUAAACGGCAUUAAUGUAUUACUAAAAUUGAAUUUUCGAUUGCCGUUUUUAACAAAUUUAUGUGCACUGGGUUUAAUCUUCGAUACUGUAGUAACUUGAAGGCUCUAGUAAACGUAAAUCGGCCAGUUUGAAUUAAUGGCGUCAGAGGCAAGGAAAUCGCAUGAAAUUCCCAGACUGGUAUUUUUCAAAAUGAAUGACAUUUUUUACAAAAACUAACACUGGAAGAAAUUACAUAGUCAGGAAAUGUGUCGAUGGGUCAGUUUUUGACGGAUCAUGCACUAGGAAACCAGAUUAAUUUCUGAGAAUCGACUUGCCAAGGUCAGUGACAGGCUUAUGAUUACAAGGGUAAUAAUCACAAGAUAGACAUCCCAUCAACAGGAUGAUAGUAGACAUCAAUAUCAUCUCAAACACGGACUUACCGACAUAUUUUACAUAUCCACCACGGGUCCAAAAUAACAAUUAUUUUUAUUGUUUUGAUUACGAAUAACCAUUAUAAAUGACUACAUUUUUGUUUGGCUACGAAUUACCAUUAUAGAUGAUUAAAACGGUUUCGAUUACGAAUACCAUUAUCAAGCCUGAAAGGAAAAGGGAACGGAAAAUAAGGACAGCGCAAUUGAGUACACAAGCAAUUACACGUUUAAGAACAAAUCCCAAACCAAUGCAUAGCAAUGUUGUCAGCGCGAUCCGUAGUUGACACUUCGGCAUAAAGCUAUAUACAUUAGAUCUUGAUUUUGUCGUAGCCCAACAUUUUCCGUUCGAGAGUCGUUUGACAAAGUGGGUCAGAUGUUUAAGUCAUCACUUCGAAUAAAUUUUAAUGAGCUUAUAUGACUCACACGGAAACAUUCCGAAGUGUCCGCCCCCGAUCUUAUUGAUUUUCAUAUAUGUUGAAGAACACAAAAAUCUAAGAGACACGUGUUUUUUUAUA